Leishmania major strain Friedlin is the source of this 585-nucleotide messenger RNA. Its product is annotated as prefoldin-like protein. Bases 1 to 585 code for a protein of 194 amino acids. The record is from RefSeq and is a predicted model, not a curated record. Gene Ontology annotation, biological process: microtubule-based process; tubulin complex assembly; protein folding. The transcript has a single exon. Gene Ontology annotation, molecular function: tubulin binding. Gene Ontology annotation, cellular component: cytoplasm; prefoldin complex. Lineage: Eukaryota; Euglenozoa; Kinetoplastea; Trypanosomatida; Trypanosomatidae.
AUGAACGCUAUUUUGGAGAAGUACACCUUCAAGGAUGACUACGUCAGCCCGCGUGGCAUUCCGAAGGUCGCCUUCGUCGAGAACGUGGCGGAGCUGGUCAAGUCGAGCGGCGACAGUGCCGAGACGCUGCUGAAGCGCUUCAGUGAGCAGUACAGCAAGUACAAGCUCGCGGAGCACCGGCUGAUCCGCACGACAGCCAACCUUGAGGCGAAGAUUCCGGACAUCAAGAAGACGCUGCAGACCCUGGAGUAUCUGAAGAAGUCGCUAGUGGCAGAGAACGGCGGCAGGGGCUUCACGACAAACUACGGACUAACGGAGAGUGUCUUCUGCCAGGCUAAGGUUCUGCCGCAGAAGACGGUGCACCUGUGGCUCGGCGCGAACGUGAUGGUUGAGUACACGUUUGAAGAAGCCACGCAGCUGCUGGAGCGCAACCUGAAGAGCGCCACCGAGAACCUUGCGGCGACGCAGGAAGACCUGGCGUGGCUGCAGGAGCAGCAGACGAUCUUGGAGGUGAACACAUCGCGGCUGUACAACUACGACGUGGUGGAGCGCCGUAACAAAAGCGAGGAAGAGGCAAAGAAGUGA